CCGGGAGCGGGGAGCGGUGGCGUGGAGCUGUCCUCGCGCUCGCAGCCGGGGACCCGGAGCUGUGGGGGUCUGGGGCGGAGCGAGCCGACCGCUGCGGAGACCCGGGCCGAACGGAGCGGCGGGAGCAGGAUGGCAGAGGCCGUCGGAGCCGUGGCUCUGACGGUAGCCCCGGCCCGCCGGCGCUGGCUGUGGUCGGUGCUGGCCGCGCUGCUCGGGCUGUUGACAGCUAGAAUAUCAGCCCUGGAGGUACAUACUCCCAAAGAAAUCUUUGUGGUGAACGGGACACAGGGGAAGCUGACGUGCACAUUCGAUUCUCCUAACACAACUGGAUGGUUGACCACGGUGUCCUGGAGCUUCCAGCCCGACGGCACUGACAGUGCGGUGUCGUUUUUCCACUACUCACAAGGACAAGUGUACAUCGGGGACUAUCCACCAUUUAAAGACCGAGUCACCUGGGCUGGGGACCUUGACAAGAAAGACGCAUCAAUCAAUAUAGAGAAUAUUCAGUCUGUCCACAACGGCACCUAUAUCUGUGAUGUCAAAAAUCCUCCUGAUAUCGUCGUCCGGCCUGGGCAGAUCAGGCUCCAUGUGGUGGAAAUAGAUAAUUUGCUGGUGUUCCUGGUUUGGGUGGUGGUGGGCACAGUUACUGCCGUGGUCCUUGGCCUCACUCUGCUCAUCAGCUUGGUUCUGGUAGUCCUCUACAGAAGAAAGCACUCGAAACGGGAUUACACUGGCUGCAGUACCUCAGAGCGUUUGUCGCCAGUUAAGCAGGCUCCACGGAAGUAUCCCUCCGACACAGAGGGCCUAGUAAAGAGUCCGCCUUCCGCCGGAUCUCACCAGGGCCCAGUCAUAUACGCACAGUUAGACCACUCUGGUGGACAUCACAGUGGCAAGAUUAAUAAAUCAGAGUCUGUGGUGUAUGCGGAUAUCCGGAAAGACUAAGAGAAGACCCCCAAACAUAUCUUAAGCAAGAAACAAAUCCAAAGUGGACUCUUGUGCAGAUAAUGCCCAGAACCACGUGUGGCCUUGAGGACUCAAGCAAGGACAAGCACAUGUAUACUCAGAGAGAGAAGAAAAUGUGUAUAAAGGAUAUGUAUAUUCUAUUUAAUCUUCCCGAUGUGAGAGGCCAGUGUUGCAUGGUGAAGAAAUGGUAUGAGUCUACAUAAUGUAAAUUGCCUUGCUCUUUCUGUGUAUUCUUUCAGUCAUUUCUAAUCGGAACGUAUGAGAAACAUCUCUGUCAUCGAGUGAUAUGGUUUGCCUCAUUGGAGACUUCACAGAACUGUUAGUAUUUCCAGCAGACGUGGCCUUUUCACCCAAGGGCUCAACCUGUUGUAUCAGCAUUUCUUAUAGUUAGAGAAUGAAAUGUUCAGUGGACGUGAGUCUCUCAUGGUAUCAGAACCAUUUGUUCCAUGCUAGCUGACACACACCAUCCAUUAGCCAUGCUACCUGAGAAGUUUUUGUUGAUACUUUUCUAAAAUAUGAGGGAAUUUGCAGCCUGAGACUGUCCUCACCAUCCUUCAGCAGAUGCUAAGGUCUCUCUAAAUUAGCUUUUGUCACUGUGUGGACAGCACAGCUGACUGAGGGUCUUCGUGGCUAAAAGGGUACAGAUGGCAGAACCCAAGCAUGAUGUUCACAUGGGAAAAACUUCAAGGGAGCAUCAUCCUCCUUUUUCUUCUCAGCAAUUCCAUAAACAAAUUGCACAUUCCAGAUACCUCCUGACAGGUGCUGUACCUUCUCAGGGCUGUGCUGAGACAGUGUAUAUGAUGCUGGUGCUCUGUGGCCUUUGUUCAAAUGACACCUAUUCUUAAGGGCCCCCUCCAUCUGAUUCUAUGACCUCUGCCCAGUCAGAGCCAGAUCCUCUGUCAGCCCAAGCCAGCCUUCUUCCCUAGGCUGGGGCAGUUUGCUGCCAGCAUCCUGGGCUGAGACGGAGCCGGGUUCCAGCUGCUUGCAGAAGGGUGCUCAGGCCUCACAGCCUAACUCCACACACCACCUCAUUUGGAGUAUCAGUCCCUUUCCUGCAACUCUGCCUUCUGGGGCCUGGCUACAGAUAAUAUCGAGGUCACGUCCAAAUGACAGACCUGCCCUUCCCAUGUCUUCUGACCCGAAGAAGGAGGCAUCCUAAAACUUAGGUGGGAAUUGUGAAGGGACCCCUAAAAGGAUGGCUUACAGAUUAACAUUACUGUCUGUAUUUUCUCAAUGGAAAUAUAUCCAGUUAGGGAGAAGUAUCAAAUUCAUUGUUACUUUUUGAUAUUUUCAUUUGUACUUCUGUGAAUAC
Onychomys torridus (southern grasshopper mouse) is the source of this 2275-nucleotide messenger RNA. RefSeq names its product myelin protein zero like 1 (gene Mpzl1). Gene Ontology annotation, cellular component: cell surface; membrane; focal adhesion. Lineage: Eukaryota; Metazoa; Chordata; Mammalia; Rodentia; Cricetidae. The coding region runs from base 130 to 942 and encodes 270 amino acids. The transcript is spliced from 6 exons. The record is from RefSeq and is a predicted model, not a curated record.